This is a messenger RNA of Aphanomyces astaci, 270 nucleotides long. RefSeq lists its product as hypothetical. The transcript is spliced from 2 exons. The coding region runs from base 1 to 270 and encodes 89 amino acids. Lineage: Eukaryota; Oomycota; Saprolegniomycetes; Saprolegniales; Verrucalvaceae. The record is from RefSeq and is a predicted model, not a curated record.
AUGAGACGCGACUUAUUUCUACAGCUUGUGCAUGCCGUUGACCUCCAUGACAGCUACUUUGUGCAAUCGUACGAUGCAGUUGGACGCAAAGACCCCCUAUUUCUUGCGGACAGCAUCUACCCCACGAGCACCCUCUUUGUCAAGACGAUCAGUGAAGCGCAGGGGCGUAAGGCCACAGCAUGCCGCGUGGCCAAGACUGCGGUCACUUUGAAGUCGACACAACGACCAUCGACGAAGACGAUUCUCGGUUUGAUCGAUUCGUUCGUAUGA